Messenger RNA from Carassius carassius (crucian carp), 2238 nucleotides. It is a transcript of the gene themis2, whose product is annotated as thymocyte selection associated family member 2. The coding region runs from base 134 to 2167 and encodes 677 amino acids. The record is from RefSeq and is a predicted model, not a curated record. The transcript has 6 exons. Lineage: Eukaryota; Metazoa; Chordata; Actinopteri; Cypriniformes; Cyprinidae. Gene Ontology annotation, biological process: T cell receptor signaling pathway.
GUCUUGUGUGCAGCGUUGGUGGUUCUGGGUGAGUUCCUCUGAGACUUCCUCUCUGAGUCUGAACUGUCUUCUAGUUCUAGUGUGUGCACACAGAAGAGCAGCUCAGUGUGUGCUUGUCCGUUAGCUGUGAGAGAUGGGAGACCUCCAGUCUCUGCGAUUCUUCAUCAGCUGUCUGGAUCAGCGGUCUCUACCCCGCAUCCUGCAGAUCUGCUCUGGGGUCUAUUUCCAGGGUUCCGUGUAUGAGCUUUCAGGGAGUGAGGUGUGUUUAUCUACUGGAGAUUUGGUGAAGAUCAUUGGUCUAGAGCUCCUGUCUGUGUCAUGUGAGGAGAUCGACACUGGAACUUCCUUUGAACUGCCGACUGGAUAUACAGGUCACUUCAGUCUCAUCGCUGAGGACCUACCGUACAAUACAAUAGAGGAAAUUGUGGGUUUGUGUCCUGUUGGAGUGGACGCCUGCGGCUCCUACACCUUCAUAUGCCAAAACGAGCUGACUAUAGACAACUUCACGCUAUCUGCAGGAAAACAGCUGACCCUGUUGUCAGUGGAGGUGGCCAGGAAUGGAGAAAGACUGGCGCGGUGUCAGGUGUUGGGGCAGAACAUGGCCUCUGCAGAGAUCCUCCUUCCCCUGGACCUCAGAGGAGAGUUUUACGAGUGCCAGAGUGACCGUGGCUACUCUCUACAGGAAAUCAUGUCAUCAUCCAGACUGAGCUGUCGUCACUUCCGCAGUGAAGCAGAGAAGAACAGUGGAAGCGCGUUGAUUUUUAGCCCAGUGUAUGAAAUUAGUGCCAUCAUGCAUAUGAGGAAGAAUGUAGUCAAGUUCCCAUCCAGCCUGGAAGUGGAUGUCGAGGACGUGACAGAACAGUUCCCGGAUUUAGUUUUCAUAACACCGCUAUCAAUGACUGAAGUUGCGAGUCAGCCAGCGCAGUCCUUCCCGACUAUGGCAGAGAUCCUUGAUGCCCCAGAAGGCAAUCAGUUUUUUAAUUGCAGCUGGUUCCAUGAACUGCAUAGUGGCAGGCAGCUCGUGUUACAUGCGUGUAGCACAACAACAAUGAUAUUAGCCUCGACUCCAAAGGGGAGGAAGGGAAAACAGUUCUUCAUCAUCUCCAAGAGCUAUAAUGGACGAAUGAGAAGAAGGGCCCGGGAAUUUGAAUCAGUGUAUGAGCUAUACUUGGCAUCCUCUCAGACUCCAGGACUGAAAGUAAGCGUGACCCGUCACUGCGAGGCGGUGGAGGAAGAGGGAAUGCCUGCGCUCAGUGUCGGAGAACAGCUGGAGGUUUUGGGAAAGGCGCCGAUGGACGGACUCGGGGAAAAAUCUGGAGCUGCUCAGAAAGUUGAAUGUUUAAUUUGCAAGCGGACUACAGAGGUGGAUGAGGACGAGGAUGAGGAAGAUGAAGAAGAUAGCGAGGAAAUCUCUCUGCCACUGUUUAUGGCAGGUCACUUUGUGGAAAAGCUUUCAGACAACAAGAAGUAUAAAUUAACAGACUUAAUAAGCAGCACUUUGCCUCUGGAUGUUAAAGUGGUGACUCGGGACAAAGAGCUAGAAAAAGAUCCCCUGAUGGGGUUAUCAGCACUUCAGCUUGAGGAGACUUUCACAGAGACUAUGGUGUUGACAAGUCUACCAAAUCAACCAGACCGGUGCUUUGAGCUGCCAGUACGAUGGUUACAAAUGUCUCUGUGCUUCACCUCCGAUCAUCUGCCGUGGUCCACGUCCCCAGAACGUCAUGUAGAGACAGUCACAGAGGUUACCGAGAAAUUCUACUAUGAAUAUCAUAAACUCGUGAGCAAAAUUGAGGAACCACCUCCUCGGCCACCAAAGAGGAAGCCAUCCACUUCAGAAGUGGCGAAGAAGUCCAAAUCUAAACCGAAAUCAUCAAAACUAAGGAGCGCCGUGACCAAACAGCUUGACAACCUUUCACUUUGUGAGAAAAAGGAAAAACGAGCUCCUGCUCCGCCUCUGCCAGAUACUCUAGACCUGCCCCCUCCACUGUUGCCCCGGAAAGCCUCUUCCGCAGCUGACAGCGUCACGGUGCCCAACACGUAUGUGAAAAGCCCCACAGCAGCAUACAAAUCAGCACAGAGACUCUCUGACGCGGACCUCGACUCUGAACAUGACUAUGAGUCUAUUGAAGAUACAAUUAAAAACCCCCACGAAAGCUUGUUUUAUUAGUUCAAGGACACUUGUAUUCUGCGGUCUUCAUAGCAAGACGUGCCAAAGAAACCAGAGAAUAAAAAAAAAGA